UCCUCCCUCUCUCUCUGCGUGCCUGUGUGUGUGUGGGUGAGAUCGCGUCUGUGGUUAAUUUUUGCGGCUAAGAGCUCUCUCUGUUGCUGAGGCAAAAAAUGAACGCUCUAGUAAUACAGGGUUUCACCAAGUCGCUUGCCACGACUAUGCUCUCAGAUGUUGGCGGCCGGACGUUCUGCGUUGCCGCCUUUGCAGCAGAGAAGGUUAUAUCCAGUAAAUGCAACGUGGUUCUCAUAAAGAGACCGAACAAUGAAUACGCCAAAUGAUACCUGCACUAGCACUUAAUCCAUUUUGACCAAAUCAAUACAUGAUGGAUCGGCACUGGUGUUUUUCAUGUUGACGAAUCCCGACUCUGCUUCUAUGCUACUGCAAACUAAAUCAGAAAUAGACCAGACAUGAAUGGACGGUCAAUUUGUAAGGCUAAAAUCGUCCGUUCUCUGCCUUCUUAAGAUUCUGGCAACGCAAUAUCCGCGGAAGAGUGUCUUGCUAGGAUGCCUGGUUUCAGUAACUGCAAAGACCGUGAUCUCCGCUAUGGUCGGCUGGGCUGCUCUAAGUCUGCUCUCGAAGAAUUGGUCACAUCAUGUGACCACAUUCAUGUUUUUCCUGUUGGGUCUACGGUCCCUCUGGGAAGGGUUCACUAAGGAUGAUGAUGACAAUGAAGAGUUGGAAGUAGAAAAGGGAUGGUUGAUGAUGAUUUGUAGACGCAACAGAAGCCUAUCACUUACUUCUCACCAGUCUUUCUCAAGGAUGGCUGCUUCGCAAGCGUUCUCACUCACCUUCUUCCGUAAUUGGCGCAACAAAAGCCAGCUAGCAACGAUUGGCUUGGCAGCUGAUGAGAACAUCUUAGCAGUGGUGCUUGGCGGAAUAGCUGGACAAGUGUUGUGUACAGUUGCUGCUGUUACAGGGGGAGAGAGCCUGGCUUCUAAGAUAUCAGAGAGGCUGGUGACCCUCCUAGGUGGAUUUCUCUUCCUAGCGUUUGGGGUCCAAUCCCUACUUUCACCAUCCUAAUUAUGGAUUUUUCUCUUGUUUGUAUGUCUAUGCUGCUGCUUCCUGUUAGUUGAGAGUGCUCUACCGCAGAUACCUUGGUUAUUUUUCUUUGAGCAUUCGGAUGUUUUUGACUACUUGCAUCGAUAUGUUUCAUGCUUGUCACUUAAUAAUUUUUAUUUCAGAAUGACCAUUUUAUAUACAAUCCCAAGAAA
Molecule: messenger RNA, 1199 nt
Organism: Eucalyptus grandis
Lineage: Eukaryota; Viridiplantae; Streptophyta; Magnoliopsida; Myrtales; Myrtaceae
Product: GDT1-like protein 5
Exons: 12
Coding region: 400-1008 (202 amino acids)
Biological process (GO): Golgi calcium ion transport; calcium ion transmembrane transport; manganese ion transmembrane transport
Cellular component (GO): Golgi apparatus
Molecular function (GO): manganese ion transmembrane transporter activity; calcium ion transmembrane transporter activity
Source: RefSeq, a predicted model, not a curated record